CUUUAUAUCACUUGUUGUAGUUUGUAUUUUCAACUCAAAGGGUCGCUGUUGGCAAGCGCGUAGCUGUUUAACUAGAUGUUAUUUUUUCUGUCUGUGUCCUGCCCCUUCGUGUACAUACGGUGAAAAUCAUCGGAGAAAGACAGAAUACACAGUCCGCGCUCACGAGGAGCACUGUAAGGAAUUAUUGAACGGGACAUAUUGUUUUCAUUAUUACAGUUGAAGUGUGGAUGUUUUUUUUAUCUACUUUGUCACUGACUGCAUUGGGGAUGCUUUGGUUUUAAUGGUGCAGGACACGACCUCAGACAGAACAAUGAGACGGCAAGUACUGUUGUUUCUCUCGGUGCUAUGUCUUAGCGACGUGCUCGGGCAGGUCAGCUACUCUAUUCCCGAAGAAAUGGCGAAAGGCUCCGUCGUUGGUAACAUAGGGCAUGAUUUAGGUUUAGAUCUGAAAAGGCUGAAAUCAGGCAAAGCUCGUGCCUAUACAGGAGGCAGCGUAGAAUACAUCGGGCUGAAUAAAGAAAGGGGAGUCCUCCUUAUCCAAGAGAGGAUAGACAGAGAGGCUUUAUGUGGAGAGACGUCGCCUUGUGCUUUACAUUUCCAGUUAAUUCUAGAAAACCCAAUGGAACUGUUUCGUGUAACAGUGGAGAUCACCGACAUAAACGAUAAUAGCCCUAUUUUUACUAAUGCAGAAAAACGCUUUGAAAUCAGCGAGUCCGCUGUGAUUGGCUCGAAAUUUAUAUUAGAAAAAGCGAUUGAUUCUGACAUUGGGAUGAAUGGAUUACAGCGAUACUUACUUAGUCCCACUGAUAACUUUAUAUUAAAACUAGAAAAUCAGGCUGACGGAAGUAAAAAGGUAGAGAUGGUUCUACAGAAGCCUCUAGAUCGAGAAAAGCAAGACCACAUCUCACUGUUGUUAACUGCUGUAGACGGAGGGGAUCCGCAGAUGUCAGGGACAAUGCAGAUAUUUGUCAAUGUAUUAGAUGCGAAUGACAACGCACCUACAUUCGCAAAACCGCUGUAUAGAUCCAAAAUACUAGAACAUUCUCCCAAAGGCACCAGCAUAACGACUGUAAGUGCAUCUGAUAAAGACAUCGGCUCUAACGGUGAAGUAUCGUAUCUGAUAUCCACCAGUAAACGUAUUUUAUCUGAACUGUUUAAGAUUAAUUCGAAGACAGGUGAAAUUAUCCUAAUCGGUGAAAUAGAUUAUGAAAAGGCAAAAAUGUUUCAACUCGAUAUUGAAGUUGUAGACAGCGGAGGACUCUCCGAUUCCACUAAAGUAAUAGUUGAUGUUAUUGAUAUAAAUGACAAUAAUCCUCACAUGAACAUUGUUUCUAAAUCAGAGUCUAUAUUAGAGGAUUCACCUCCAAACACUGUUAUAGCUAUGUUAAGUGUGAAUGAUCCAGAUUCAGAUAAUAGUGGACAGGUAGAGUGUAACAUAGAAAGUAGCAUUCCCUUCAAAAUACAAACUUCAUUAAAUGGAUUUUAUACUUUAGUUACAGAGGUCACUUUAGACAGAGAGAUCGCUUCUCAAUACAACAUAACUGUCACCUGUUCUGAUGAGGGAGUGCCCUCCCUCUCCAGCAGCGUCACUCUCAGCUUACAGAUCUCUGAUGUGAAUGAUAACUCGCCUGUCUUUGAGAGGAGCUCAUAUGAGGCUUACAUUGUAGAAAACAACACACCAGGCCUCUCUAUAUUCACAGUGAAAGCCAGAGAUGCUGACUGGAACCAGAAUGCCCGUGUUUCUUACAUACUGGAGGACUCCUCUGUUAACGGAGUGCCAGUCUCCUCAUAUGUGUCCGUUAGUGCUGAUAGUGGAGUCAUCCAUGCAGUGCGCUCUUUUGACUACGAGCAGAUCAAAGACUUCCACUUCCGCGUCAAAGCGCAGGAUGGAGGCUCUCCUCCACUCAGUAGCAAUCUGACUGUGAAAAUACUGAUCCAGGACCAGAACGACAACCCUCCUCAGGUUCUGUACCCAGUCCAGACUGGUGGCUCGCUGGUGGCUGAAAUGGUUCCUCGUUCAGCAGAUGUGGGCUAUCUGGUCACUAAAGUGGUGGCUGUUGAUGUGGACUCUGGACAGAAUGCCUGGCUCUCCUAUAAACUGCAAAAAGCCACAGACAGGGCGCUGUUUGAAGUGGGCUUACAGAAUGGAGAAAUAAGAACUAUCCGCCAAGUCACUGAUAAAGACGCUGUGAAACAAAGACUGACUGUUAUAGUGGAGGACAACGGGCAGCCCUCUCGUUCAGCUACAGUCAUUGUUAACGUGGCGGUGGCGGACAGCUUCCCUGAAGUGCUGUCUGAGUUCACUGACUUUACACACGACAAGGAGUACAACGACAACCUGACUUUUUACUUAGUGUUGGCUUUGGCUGUAGUUUCCUUCCUCUUCAUCACGUGUUUAGUGGUUAUUAUAUCAGUGAAAAUCUAUAGAUGGAGACAGUCUCGCAUCCUGUAUCACUCUAAUCUCCCUGUGAUUCCAUAUUAUCCACCACGUUACUCAGACACUUUGGGGACAGGGACUCUCCAACACGUGUACAAUUACGAGGUGUGCAGGACGACUGACUCCAGAAAGAGUGACUGUAAGUUCGGCAGAGCUGGUAGUCAGAACGUGCUGAUAAUGGACCCCAGUUCUACAGGGACGAUGCAGCGGAUACAGAGUGAAAAGAACAUCCUGGAUGAACCAGACUCUCCUCUAGAGCAAAAGCCCCCCAACAAUGACUGGCGCUUCACACAGGGACCGAGACCCGGACCUAGUGGCCCCCACAUGCCAUACGGUACACACAUACGAUGGACGCCGAAGAGUGGGACAAGGGCAACUGGAGGACCUGAGGUUGCCAUGGGAACUGGCCCCUGGCCCCAGCCACCAACUGAGGCUGAGCAGCUCCAAGCCCUGAUGGCUGCAGCCAACGAAGUGAGCGAGGCUACGGCCACCCUGGGACCUGGCACCAUGGGCCUGAGCACCCGCUACAGCCCCCAGUUCACCCUGCAGCACGUGCCCGACUAUCGCCAGAACGUCUACAUCCCCGGUAGCACGGCCACCCUCACCUCGAACCCCCAGCAGCAGCAGGCCACGGCCCAGCAGGCCGCCCAGCAGGCACUGCCCCCGCCCCAGGCCUCAGCCCAGCCCGAGCCCCCGAAGGCUGCCCAGACCCCUGCCUCCAAGAAGAAGUCCACCAAGAAGGAGAAGAAGUAGAGUUGGAUGGAGAGAGGUAGAGGAUUACUAAACCUGGCCUGAUCUGAUGAGAAAUUCCACCCCCCAUACCCCCCCCAUUAGGUAUCUUACUGCUCUGCUGUCACUCAUGUUAGCCACGGUCUAAAUAAUGACAGCAAAUCACUUUUGACCACGUGGACGUUGAAUGGAUGUUGAUGGUUAUUUGAAAGUGUCUUGAAUGUGCUGAAGGCUUUUGUUGGUGUUGAUAACCCGUGCUGUGCUAAAGGUCUAGUAUUGCUCACAUAAUCUUUGUCGUGAGAUCAUUUUGGCAGGGUAUGGGGGGUAAUUGUGAUGUUUAUUUUUAAUUUUUUUGGCAAAAUCAAGAAAACUUAGACAAAGAUUCAGUUUAAGAAAACUUGCUUGGAUGACAAGGCUAUACACAGUGAUGUAUUCAGAGAUGAAAUGUUAAUGUCUUUCAUGUUGGAUUUAUUGUGCUCUUUCCCUGAGGUGGAAAGUCAGCUAUUGUAAAGUACGCUAGUUGCCAUCCAUUAGAUUCCUAUAUAGGGUCAGCCUUGCAGGGUCUUAAACCAUAAGUCUUGUGGAUAUAAGGCUGUUGUUUGACAGGUAUUUAAAAAAUCUUCUGCAUGCUCUUUAAGGUUCAAACUACAUAUACUAGGUUAGAGUUACAAAACUAUGCAUUGCAAAAGCAAAUAGGACAUCCUAAAUCUGUUAUCCUCACUCCAAUCGCAGGUCAAUAUAAUGCACAUGUAGCAUUUUUGACACAAAAUGAGAAUUACUUUUGUAAUCAUAGUUUUAAAAAAAUGAGAUUUUAUUGUCCUGAUAUUUUUAUGACCUGAGCAUGCACCCAGAGGAAGGGCUGGCAGAGGGUGUUUUCAUGUAGUUACAAGCCAUGCAGGUGGCACAGCAGCAGGGACUGGCUUCUUGUAUAACACCUCCAGAUGGGCACAAACAUGUCCUGCUGCCCAGCACCCUCUACCCUCCCCUCCUCACACCCAUCUCAUGUCCUCCCCUCACUCACUACCCUAAGUUGAGAGCCAAACAAGGAGAAAUGCACUGUUCGUAUUGAUGAAGAUAAGAUGAUGUAGGGGUAGUAAUCACUUUAAAACGCAUAGAUGUGGUAAACUUACAUGCUUAGGAGUCUCUAGACACUUUCCAGGCCUCUAGGGCCUCGGCAGAGUAUUACCCCUCACUAUCCUGAAGCGUUGAAGAAACUUCUUGAUGUGAAACAGUAACAUGUUUGUUUUUUAUCUUUGGGAGAUAAUGAUUCGAUAGCAUAGAGGAAUUGUUUGUAAACAUAUGAAGUCUUUACUUUGCCAUCCAUCUGUCUGUCAGGCCUCUGGCCAGAAACAACUGCAUGAGAAAAGGCAGCUUGCAGGCUGGGUCAGGGGGUGGAGGGGGUGUGGUGAGGGGUACACAGACUGAGGUGGCAUCAUGACAUCGACCAGGGGGUGGUUAACAACCUUGGCUCUAUCCACUGAAUGUACAGAGUAACGACUGUUGACCUGUCCACCCCUUAAACUUUCUCAUUGCACUGACCCAGGUAGAGGUCAACAGAGCCCACAACAGCUAUCCCUGUUGGUGAGGAGAUACCACUCGAGAGCCCUUUUUAAAUAUCCCUCCUCCAUUGAAAUCAAUGGGAAACCUUAGCCCCUCUACCACUCACCGCUCCCCUCCUCUCCCUGAUCCCUUUGAGCUUUUUCCCUCUGUAAAUAAACACAAGUCCUGUCGAUGGUAUGAGCCAGUUGUUUGUAUAGUAGGGACCACGUCCAACAUUUUCAAAAUAAAAGUCCCUCUCCACAAGGCGUGGCUUACUACUGGAAUGUGUUGCAUUUUGUUUUUCCAAAAAAAAAAGAAAACCACAGUAAAAAAAAAAAAAGAAAUCAAUAAUGAAUAAAAUCUGAGAUGAACAGUUUGUGUUGCAAUGUAUUAACUAAGCACCAUGGAAGCCAACUAACUCUUCAGUGUAAAUAAAUUAAAGACAACUUUAGAUAAG
This is a messenger RNA of Etheostoma cragini (Arkansas darter), 5162 nucleotides long. Its product is annotated as protocadherin beta-16-like. The record is from RefSeq and is a predicted model, not a curated record. The coding region runs from base 281 to 3190 and encodes 969 amino acids. Gene Ontology annotation, cellular component: plasma membrane. Gene Ontology annotation, biological process: homophilic cell-cell adhesion. NCBI's taxonomy places the organism in Eukaryota, Metazoa, Chordata, Actinopteri, Perciformes, Percidae. The transcript is spliced from 6 exons. Gene Ontology annotation, molecular function: calcium ion binding.